This is a messenger RNA of Echinops telfairi (small Madagascar hedgehog), 4048 nucleotides long. It is a transcript of the gene SLC4A2, whose product is annotated as solute carrier family 4 member 2. The transcript is spliced from 23 exons. NCBI's taxonomy places the organism in Eukaryota, Metazoa, Chordata, Mammalia, Afrosoricida, Tenrecidae. The record is from RefSeq and is a predicted model, not a curated record. Gene Ontology annotation, cellular component: basolateral plasma membrane; apical plasma membrane; plasma membrane. Gene Ontology annotation, molecular function: monoatomic anion transmembrane transporter activity; solute:inorganic anion antiporter activity. Bases 193 to 3915 code for a protein of 1240 amino acids. Gene Ontology annotation, biological process: regulation of intracellular pH; transmembrane transport; bicarbonate transport.
CGAGAAGUUAGGAACGGUGGGGGCGCGCCCCGGGGUGGGCACGGGGGCGUUGUCGGGAGCGCGUGAGGACUCCAGAGAAGUGGGGGAAAGUCCCUGAGACCCCGGGAGAGCGACGUCUCGAGCUAGCGGGUUAUGCCUCCUCCCUGCUGUCCUGAAAGCCGCAGCGACAGUGAAAAGGGCUAAGAUUUGAUCAUGAGCAGCGUCCCCCGGCGCCCCUCCUCAGGGGCAGACUCUUUCCACACACCAGAGCCAGAGAGCCUGAGCCCAGGGCCGCCUGGGUUCCCCGAUCAGGAGGAAGAUGAACUGCACCGGACGCUGGGUGUGGAGCGAUUUGAGGAAAUCCUCCAGGAGGCUGGGUCUCGAGGAGGCGAUGAGCCGGGCCGAAGCUAUGGGGAAGAAGACUUUGAGUACCACCGCCAGUCCUCCCACCACAUCCAUCACCCACUGUCCACCCACCUGCCUUCCGAUGCACGCCGCCGCAAGAUCCCCCAGGGUGCAGGGCGGAAACCUCGGAGGCGCCCUGGGGCUUCUCCCACUGGGGAGACCCCCACUAUCGAGGAGGGUGAAGAAGAUGAAGAUGAGGCCGGUGAGGCUGAUGGGGCCAGGGCACUUCCCCAGCCGUCCCCCACCCGAACACCAUCUUUAGUGCAGUUCUUCCUCCAGGAGGAUGAUAGCAAUGACCGGAAGGCCGAAAGGACCAGUCCCUCUCCUCCUCCACCGCUGGCCCACCAGGAGGCAGCUUCCUGGGCUACCAAAGGGGCCCAGACGGGAGCUCAAGUGGAAGAAGUGGUGCCUGUAGCCAGUGCCACAGCAGGUGGCGACGACGGGGGCGCUUCCGGGCGUCCCCUGACCAAAGCCCAGCUCGGGCAUCGCAGCUACAACCUUCAGGAGAGGAGGCGCAUCGGGAGCAUGACUGGAGUGGAGCAGGCACUGCUGCCCCGGGUCCCGACAGACGAGAGCGAAGCCCAGACGCUGGCCACUGCAGACCUGGAUCUCAUGAAGAGCCACCGGUUCGAGGAUGUUCCUGGGGUGAGGCGGCACUUGGUUCGGAAGAAUGCCAAAGGAUCUGUGCCAGGCAACCGGGAAGGGAAGGAGCCUGGGCCCACCCCUCGGGCCCGGCCUCGAGCCCCGCACAAGCCCCACGAGGUGUUUGUGGAGUUGAAUGAAUUGCUGUUGGACAAAAACCAAGAGCCUCAGUGGAGGGAGACGGCUCGCUGGAUCAAGUUUGAGGAGGAUGUGGAAGAGGAGACCGAGCGCUGGGGGAAGCCCCAUGUGGCCUCGCUGUCCUUCCGAAGUCUCCUGGAGCUCCGCCGGACCUUGGCCCAUGGGGCUGUUCUCCUGGACCUGGACCAGCAGACCCUACCUGGCAUAGCCCAUCAGGUAGUGGAGCAGAUGGUCAUCUCUGAUCAGAUCAAGGCCGAAGACAGAGCCAACGUACUGCGGGCUCUGCUGCUGAAACACAGCCACCCGAGUGACGAGAAGGACUUCUCCUUUCCCCGGAACAUCUCCGCUGGCUCCCUGGGCUCCCUGCUGGGUCAUCACCAUGGCCAUGGUGUGGAGAGCGACCCCCACGUCACCGAGCCACUCAUUGGCGGUGUUCCCGAGACCCGGCUGGAGGUGGAGCGCGAGCGGGAACUGCCUCCCCCAGCCCCACCUGCUGGCAUCACUCGCUCCAAGUCCAAGCAUGAGCUGAAGCUGCUGGAGAAGAUCCCAGAGAACGCAGAAGCAACAGUGGUACUUGUGGGAUGCGUGGAGUUCCUGUCCCGCCCUACCAUGGCCUUUGUUCGACUGCGGGAGGCAGUGGAGCUGGAUGCAGUUCUCGAAGUGCCUGUGCCCGUGCGCUUCCUCUUCUUGCUGCUGGGCCCAAGCACCGUGAACAUGGACUACCAUGAGAUUGGCCGCUCAAUCUCCACCCUCAUGUCCGACAAGCAAUUCCACGAGGCAGCGUACCUGGCAGAUGAACGGGAAGACCUGCUAACAGCCAUCAACUCCUUUCUGGACUGCAGCGUGGUGCUGCCGCCCUCCGAGGUGCAAGGCGAGGAGCUGCUGCGCUCGGUGGCUCACUUCCAGCGCCAGAUGCUGAAGAAGCGGGAGGAGCAGGGCCGGCUGCUGCCCCCCAGGGCUGGGCUGGAGCCCAAGUCAGCCCAGGACAAGGCCUGGAUUGCAGCGCUCCUGCAGAUGGUAGAAGCAGCGGGCACAGCCGAAGACGAUCCCCUUCGGCGCACAGGCCGGCCCUUCGGGGGCUUGAUCCGUGACAUUCGCCGCCGCUAUCCCCACUACCUGAGUGACUUUCGAGACGCCCUCGACCCCCAGUGCCUGGCAGCUGUUAUCUUCAUCUACUUUGCCGCCCUGUCUCCUGCUAUCACCUUUGGUGGACUGCUGGGAGAGAAGACCCAGGACCUGAUAGGGGUGUCGGAGCUGAUCAUGUCCACGGCGCUCCAGGGGGUGAUAUUCUGCCUGCUGGGUGCACAGCCGCUCCUGGUGAUUGGCUUCUCAGGGCCCCUGCUGGUCUUUGAGGAAGCCUUCUUCACGUUCUGUCACAGCAAUAACUUGGAGUACCUGGUGGGCCGCGUGUGGAUCGGCUUCUGGCUGGUGCUUCUGGCCUUGCUCAUGGUGGCUCUGGAGGGCAGCUUCCUGGUGCGCUUUGUCUCCCGAUUCACCCAGGAGAUCUUCGCCUUCCUCAUCUCCCUCAUCUUCAUCUACGAGACCUUCUACAAACUGGUGAAGAUCUUUCAGGAACACCCACUCCAUGGCUGCUCCAUCUCUAACAGUUCAGAGGCCAGUGGUGGUGGUGAAAAUCAGACGGAGGCAGAUGUAGUGCUGGGGCCGGGGAACGGGAGCUCAGCCUGGCAGCCUGGGCAGGACAGACCCAAGGACCAGCCCAACACAGCCCUGCUGUCACUGGUGCUCAUGGCCGGCACCUUCUUCAUUGCCUUCUUCCUGCGCAAAUUCAAGAACAGCCGGUUCUUCCCUGGCCGGAUCCGGCGGGUGAUUGGUGACUUCGGCGUGCCCAUUGCCAUCCUCAUCAUGGUGCUCGUGGAUUACAGUAUUGAGGACACCUACACACAGAAGCUGAGUGUGCCCAGCGGGUUCUCGGUCACAGCCCCAGAGAAACGGGGCUGGGUCAUCAACCCCCUGGGGGAGUCGAACCCAUUCCCCGUGUGGAUGAUGGUGGCCAGCCUGCUGCCUGCCAUCCUGGUCUUCAUCCUCAUCUUCAUGGAGACUCAGAUCACCACACUGAUCAUCUCCAAGAAGGAGCGGAUGCUACAGAAGGGCUCUGGCUUUCACCUGGACCUGCUGCUCAUUGUGGCCAUGGGCGGCAUCUGUGCCCUCUUUGGCUUGCCCUGGCUGGCUGCUGCCACCGUCCGCUCUGUCACACAUGCCAACGCACUCACUGUCAUGAGCAAGGCUGUGGCGCCUGGGGAUAAGCCCAAGAUCCAGGAGGUCAAGGAGCAGCGAGUGACAGGACUGCUGGUUGCCCUGCUUGUGGGCCUCUCCAUAGUGAUUGGAGACCUGCUUCGGCAAAUCCCAUUGGCUGUACUCUUUGGGAUCUUCCUGUACAUGGGCGUUACCUCCCUUAAUGGGAUCCAGUUCUAUGAGCGGAUGUACCUGCUGCUCAUGCCGCCCAAACACCACCCAGAUGUCACCUAUGUCAAGAAGGUCCGGACCCUCCGUAUGCACCUGUUCACAGCCCUGCAGCUGCUCUGCCUGGCCCUGCUCUGGGCUGUCAUGUCCACAGCGGCCUCCCUCGCCUUCCCCUUCAUCCUCAUCCUCACAGUGCCACUCCGCAUGGUGGUGCUCACCCGCAUCUUCACCGAGCGAGAGAUGAAAUGUCUGGAUGCGAAUGAGGCCGAGCCGGUGCUUGAUGAGCGGGAGGGUGUGGAUGAAUACAACGAGAUGCCCAUGCCUGUGUAGUCGCUGGUUGGAAGGAUCAGCCCGAGCGAGAGAUGGAGAGAGGGACCAGGGGAUUGCCACCCAAUCCUUCCUCAUUUUUAUUUAAGUGAAUAAUUUAAAGUCCUCACCCCUGCAGUAAAGUGCUUCGGCCCUG